GACAGCCCCACCGCGCGCGCACUGACCACCACAAAUCUGCAAUUCAUUCGGUGCGGGUUGCGAAUUGCAACUUUUGGCAGCGCCCUGGUAGAUUGGCCCACCUCGUGAUCUUUUUCUGCCCUCUUCUCUCACUACUAACCAUUCCACGACAGCAGCCAGCACCCCAUCGACUCUCACGACAGCCGACAGAGUCUCCGUCAAGAUGGGUAUCGAUCUCGACCGCCACCACGUGCGCAGCACCCACCGCAAGGCGCCCAAGAGCGACAAUGUCUACUUGAAGCUCCUGGUCAAGCUUUACCGCUUCCUGGCCCGCCGUACCGACUCGAACUUCAACAAGGUCGUCCUCCGCCGCCUGUUCAUGUCGCGCAUCAACCGCCCCCCUGUCUCGAUCUCCCGCAUCACCGGCCAGAUCAAGGGCCAGGAGGACAAGACCGUCGUUGUUGUCGGCACCAUCACCGAUGACAACCGUCUCCUCGAGGUCCCCAAGGUGACUGUCGCCGCCCUGCGCUUCACCGCCACCGCCCGUGCCCGCAUCCAGGCUGCCGGCGGCGAGGCCAUCACCCUCGACCAGCUCGCCCUCCGCGCCCCCACCGGCAGCAACACCCUGCUGCUCCGUGGCCCCAAGAACGCCCGUGAGGCCGUCAAGCACUUCGGCUUCGGCCCCCACAAGCACAAGAAGCCUUACGUCCAGUCCAAGGGCCGCAAGUUCGAGCGUGCCCGUGGCCGCAGACGGUCGCGUGGUUUCAAGGUCUAAGCGUUGGGCAGCGGAUGAAAAAAGGCGGCUUCUUUCGGGGUUGGUCAAGCGUUUUACUACGGACCGGUCCGGCAAGACGGACGGCGGCGGCGAUGAUGUUCACGAUCGCGAUGGGAGCAGUCGUGGUCAUCGUGCCUCUCUGGUAGCGAGAGGGGCGUCGUCUAGACACGGGAGUCAUUUGUGCAUGGUUUGGCGUGUAACGGGUCUUCAAAAUUACUCCAUAUAUGGAAACGAGGAAUGCAAUACCACUUCUUUUGACGCCCUGUCGA
Messenger RNA from Microdochium trichocladiopsis, 1023 nucleotides. Its product is annotated as eukaryotic ribosomal protein L18. Gene Ontology annotation, molecular function: RNA binding; structural constituent of ribosome. The coding region runs from base 203 to 754 and encodes 183 amino acids. The transcript is spliced from 4 exons. The record is from RefSeq and is a predicted model, not a curated record. Gene Ontology annotation, biological process: translation. Gene Ontology annotation, cellular component: cytosolic large ribosomal subunit; ribosome. Lineage: Eukaryota; Fungi; Ascomycota; Sordariomycetes; Xylariales; Microdochiaceae.